This is a messenger RNA of Anoplophora glabripennis (Asian longhorned beetle), 1834 nucleotides long. Its product is annotated as cytochrome P450 6a2-like. NCBI's taxonomy places the organism in Eukaryota, Metazoa, Arthropoda, Insecta, Coleoptera, Cerambycidae. Bases 107 to 1633 code for a protein of 508 amino acids. The record is from RefSeq and is a predicted model, not a curated record. Gene Ontology annotation, molecular function: monooxygenase activity; iron ion binding; heme binding. The transcript has 8 exons.
GAAAUAUUAUUCUUGAAAUCCAUCGUCUUAUUUGUUGGACUGUGCUGUGAUAUCAUUGCUCGGCCACUAUAAGCUCAUUCUGUCUCCAGAAGCAGUCAAGAGGGCAAUGGUUCUCUUCACAAACUCCAUCGCCUACGAUGCGCUGGUGUUCUUCGUGACGCUGACAGUUGUCGUCUACGCUUACUUCAAAUGGAAGUACCAGUACUGGAAGAGGAAAGGUCUCCCAUAUUUCGUGCCCAAAAUACCGUUCGGGAACUUUCCCAACCCAUUGACAAGCCAAUUGAGCAUGGGAGAGCAUAUUGCUCUGUUGUACAAAGAAGCCAAGGCGAGAGGUUGGAAGGGUUGCGGGCUCUAUACAAUGGCUGUCCCAAUAUAUAUGGUGCUUGACAUGGAUUUGGUGAAAAACAUAAUGACGAAAGAUUUCAACAAUUUUAUGGACAGGGGUAUAUAUUUUAACGAAAAGGCAGAUCCAAUAAGUGCACAUCUAUUUGCCAUAACCGGAAUGAAAUGGAAAAACUUGAGGGCCAAACUGACGCCGACCUUCACGUCAGGGAAAAUGAAGAUGAUGUUCCAGACAAUGGCAGACUGUGGCGUGAUCCUGGAAAAGUAUAUCAAAGAUGAAGUUGCGGGAAAGCAAGUUGUGGACAUUAAGGAUAUUUUGGGUCGUUUCUCUACGGACAUUAUCGGUUCCUGCGCGUUUGGGCUGGAUUGCAACAGCUUCGAACAACCCAAUUCUCCUUUCAGGGUCUACGGGAAGAACGUCUUGGAGACCUCUACAUUGGAACUAAUAAAAGAGGCCUUCUGCAUCAGCUUCCCCAAAGCUGCUAGAGCCCUUUCUCUCCGCGUGUUCAGGAAGCAAGCCUGCGAUUUCUACACAUCGGUCGUACAUGACACCAUCUCGUACAGGGAGAAGAACAGCGUCAAGCGCAACGACUUCAUGCAGCUGCUCCUAGAGAUGAAGGCCAAAGAUGACAAUGCUACAGAAAACGGCAACACCCUGACCAUGCCUGAGAUAAUAGCGCAAAGCUUCGUCUUCUUCAUCGCUGGAUUCGAGACCAGCUCCACUACCAUGACCUUCGCCCUUUUUGAAUUGGCGAGGAACACCGCCGUCCAGGACAAAGUAAGAGAAGAAAUCCGCACAGUCCUCGCAAAACACGACAAUAAAGUCACUUACGACUCGAUGAACGAGUUGGUCUAUAUGAAACAAGUCAUCGAUGAAACCCUCAGGAUGUACCCUCCGGUUCCACUUUUGACAAGAGAAAGUGCAGAAGACUACAAAAUACCCGGCCAAGAUUUUAUCUUAGAAAAAGGCACUAUCGUCUUUAUACCUGCAUCAGGUAUACACUACGACGAAGACCACUACAAGAAUCCCAAAGUUUUUGACCCCGACAGGUUCAGCGUAGAGAACAAGAAGGCCAGGCAUCCCUACGCCCAUCUUCCGUUUGGGGAAGGACCCAGAGUGUGUAUUGGUGAAAGAUUUGGAAUUCUACAAUCUAAAGUCGGACUGACAUCCAUUUUGAAGGACUUUAAAGUUACCUUAAGCGAGAAGACUAAGUUACCUUUGAAAAUGAAUCCUUAUGAAAAGAUUACCUCGCCCAUUGGAGGUAUUUGGUUGAAGAUCGAGAAGGUUUAAAUAGAUACAAGUUGACCAAAUCCAUCCUGUCCGACAGAUGCGCAGAAGAAGGGAGUCUACCUAGGAGAGACGAAGACAAGAGCAAGUGUCGCGCACAUCUGAUGCUCGAUGAAUUUGGUCAAGCUAUACCAUUUCCGUCAUAUUGAUAUAUUAUUGCAUAUUUUAUACCAAAUAGAUACAUAAAUAAAGUGAUACAAGUAC